GGUCAUAACAUCUAUUUUAGUACAAGCUUUGUCCGUUAUGGAUUUUAGAGUGGUGGGUUUGGAUCAUGAAGCUGGUUUUUCUCCCCACAUUUCUGAUCCUGAGACGAAGCAGAAAACUUUGUACGGAUCUGGGUUUUCUAACAAGCAAGAGAGAUCUGAAGGCACUGCUGAGGAUGAUUACUGGAGAAGCUCAAAGCUGGCCAAGAGUGGUGGUGGUGAUGAUACCGAUUUCUUAGCCUCUAAAGCAAUGGUUUCGCAGAAAAACUCUAGUUUGCUGAGAUCUAAUUCCGGUCUCGGCUUUUUGGAUAAUGGCCAGCCACAAACCCAAAUGCUGAGCUUCUCUACUCCCAAAUCAGAGCCAUUUUUGGCCGACAGGAGCUCUCACAACGCUACAUUGGCUUACAUUCCCAACGCUUUAUCUGCUUACAACGGUAGAAAUAUUACAGGAUUUAACUCCGGGAGCUUGGUUAAUGGUGGAAACACGCAUGGGGAGAAAGGUCUAUUCACUCCAUCACAGUGGAUGGAGCUAGAACAACAGGCCUUGAUCUACAAAUACAUCACCGCCAAUGUACCCAUUCCAUCUAAUCUCCUUAUUCCCAUCAGAAAGGCCUUUGAGUCCGCUGGCUUUUCCUCCUCCCCUAGCCUUCUCAGACCCAACACAUUGGGAUGGGGUUCUUUCCACCUGGGAUUCUCAAACAACGCUGAUCCGGAGCCGGGAAGGUGUCGACGGACGGACGGCAAGAAAUGGCGGUGCUCGAGAGACGCUGUCUCAGACCAGAAGUACUGCGAGCGGCACAUAAACAGAGGCCGCCAUCGUUCAAGAAAGCCUGUGGAAGGCCAAACCGGCCAUUCUCUAGCCGGAGCCGCUGUCAGCACCACCACCACUGCCGCCGCCGCCACUGCCACCUCAUCCUCAUCGGUGGUGACGAUGCCUUGCGGCGGUGCAUCCAACAGCCGCGCCAUCCCCAUUAAUCGUCAACAUAUGCAGAGCUUGGAUAUUGGUGCAUCUAAUUCUUCUGCAGCCACAUCCCACAAUAACAGGAUGUUUGUGAAGGACACUGCGGGCGAGAGAAUUCAAAGCACGCCAGGAGGCCUCUCCUUUCUGUCGAAAGAGAGCUCAUUGUUCAUGACUCGAAAGCAUCACAUUCCGUAUGAUGAGGCAUCGAGAACAGAGUUUGGCCUCGUGACAUCGGACUCCUUCCUCAACCCCACUUCACAGAAGACACAAGAAACGCAACAUUCUCUUGGGCAGCUCAUGGACGCACAACGGGACCGAACUCAGCUCUCAAUCUCCAUCCCCGACAUGGCCCAGGCUUCCUCUGAAUUCAACAGCGAGACCAAUCUCUCGCCGCUAAGGCUGUCCCGCGAGCAGGGCACACCUAGUACCAAUCAUCAUCAGCAUCAUCACAGGCAAGCGAAUUGGAUUCCCAUAAGUUGGGAGACUUCCUUGGGGGGUCCACUGGGCGAGGUUCUUCACCACACCAACAACAACAAUGCUAAUUCUGCUGAUUGCAAAAGGUCUUCCUCCUCGACGUCGUCGGUGCUAAACCUCAUGACGGAGGGCUGGGACACUGGUCCUCCAAUGGGAUCGUCUCCAACCGGGGUUCUGCAGAAGACUGCAUUUGGAUCGCUUUCGAAUAGCAGUGCAGGAAGUAGCCCCCGAGCGGAGAAUAACAAGGCACUUGAAGGGGCUAGCCUUUGCAAUGACCUUCUUGGCUCUGUUCACUUGAACUCCUCUUCCUUGUCGACCUUGUGAUCACCAAUUGCGAAAAGCCAAUUUAGGUGUCUACUAUUAUGUACUGUUAAAUUUUUCGUUUCAGUUGUUUUCUUUUAGUUGAAUUUGGGUGAUGUGUUUCUUCUUCAACCCACAAAUUGGAUAUUUGGAUAAGAUUCGUGGGUUGCUUUUUCUCUUUUGUGCAUUGUGAUGUUUUGAUCUUUUUCUUUUUUUCUCUCGUGCUCGUGUUUGGCAAGACACGAUUUGUUUACUGAUGGCUACUUUUUCAGCUUUUUGCUUUUUUAACGUUGAGAAUUGGUGUUGUUUGUA
Morus notabilis is the source of this 2044-nucleotide messenger RNA. RefSeq names its product growth-regulating factor 1. Gene Ontology annotation, molecular function: ATP binding. Lineage: Eukaryota; Viridiplantae; Streptophyta; Magnoliopsida; Rosales; Moraceae. The record is from RefSeq and is a predicted model, not a curated record. The transcript is spliced from 5 exons. Gene Ontology annotation, biological process: DNA-templated transcription; regulation of DNA-templated transcription; developmental process. Gene Ontology annotation, cellular component: nucleus. The coding region runs from base 38 to 1756 and encodes 572 amino acids.